Molecule: messenger RNA, 2655 nt
Organism: Peronospora matthiolae
Lineage: Eukaryota; Oomycota; Peronosporomycetes; Peronosporales; Peronosporaceae
Source: the annotation of a GenBank genome assembly
AUGUCGAUGGCAACUUUCAGUGGAAAACGGUACUUCGUGACAUUCAUUGAUGACAAGUCAAGAUACUGUGUCGUCUAUCUGCUCAAGAGCAAAUCUGAAGUUGCGGCGAAGUUCAUGGAAUACGCUGCGAUGGCCGAAACGCAAACCGGGAAGCGCGUGAAGUACCUUCAAAGCGACAAUGGGGGUGAAUACAAGUCCGACAAGCUGGCACGAUUCUGCGCGGAACGGGGAAUACAACAAAGGUUCACACCCCCAUAUACUCCUCAGCUAAACGGAGUAGCUGAGAGAAUGAAUCGCACGCUGGUCGAGUGUGCGCGUUGCAUGAUGGAACACGCUGGACUGGGAAAGAGCUACUGGGGUGAAGCAGUGAUGACGGCGAUGUUUCUUCGAAACCGCUGUCCAACACGUGCCAUUCACCAAGACAAGUCUCCAUAUCAAGUGUGGACGAUGAAGAAACCGAUUCUGGCCAACCUUAAAGUGUUUGGAUGCCACGCGUAUGUUCAAGUGCCUCAAGACAAACGCGCGAAGUUCGACUCCAAGUCAUCACUCUGUCGUUUCCUGGGAUACGCCGAACACCAGAAGUCAUAUCGAUUUGAGGAAGUGUCAACAGGAGCGAUCAAGAUCAGUCGCGAUGCCACAUUCAUGGAAGACAAUUUUGAUGAAGGUCCGCGCAACUACAACGAUGAGUCAAGUGUCGUUGAGUUUGAUGAUCAUGAUGAGGACGAAGAAAAAGAAGAAGGUAAAACUGACGACGACAUGGACUCGAGCGACGAUGACAACGAAGACACCAGGUCUUCAAAGAGCAACAUCAAGAGACACACGCGCACUCAAUCACUUGAGAAAGCUACCGUCAUUCCAAGUCCCAAGCGAAGAACGUACAGAGGUCCGUCGCUUGAGCAUGUGUCAGCGGCUGCAAUGGAUUUUGAAGCAGCCUACAUCGUUGAUUCAGUGGGGGAAACGCCGACUACAUUCAAGUCGGCGAUGAAAUCAAGCGACUCCGGCAAGUGGAAAGAAGCGUGUGACUCGGAGUUCGACUCGCUUCAGAGAAACGACACGUGGGAAAUCGUGCCUCUUCCGAAAGGUCGCAAGGCCAUCGGGUGCCGAUGGGUUUUUCGUGUAAAGGAGAAUCAAUAUGGCGAAGUUGAACGUUUCAAGGCAAGACUUGUGGCCAAAGGAUUCUCACAGAAAUUCGGAGUUGACUAUGAAGAAACUUUCGCACCGGUGGCCAAGUUCACAUCGAUUCGUGUGGUGCUCAGUAUGGCGGCCAAGUACGGCCUAAUGCUACAUCAGAUGGACGUCAAGACAGCGUUUCUUAACGGCUCCCUCAACGAAGACAUCUACAUGAACCAGCCGGACGGAUACCUGGAUGCAACACAGCCGGACUAUGUGUGCAAGCUAAAGAGAUCACUCUACGGCUUGAAGCAAUCGCCUCGCAUGUGGAACCAAACAAUCGAUGGGUUCAUGAUCAAGAUGGGAUUCAAGAAGUGCGAAUCGGACCACUGCAUCUACAUCAAGCGAGACGACCAAGACAUGAUUCUCGUGGUGCUCUACGUCGAUGAUCUCAUCCUGGCCAGCAGCAACAACGAACUCCUCAAGUCGACCAAGAUGGCGCUGAGCAAACGCUUCGAAAUGACGGAUCUCGGUGAGCUCGAUUACUUUCUCGGCAUGGAGAUCAAGAACGACCGUAAGACGGGAAUGGUGACUGUACAACAAACCAAGUUUCUCAAGUCCGUGUUGACCAAGUUCGGAAUGGAUAACAGCAAGCCAGUGAAGACGCCUCAAGAUCCCGGCCUGAAGCUAACCAAGAACAUGUGUGAACAAGAAUGCAAGCACGAAGACACCAUGUGCAACGUGCCAUAUCGAAGUGCUGUCGGAGGCAUCAUGUAUCUCAUGGUCGCCACACGUCCGGAUCUAGCUGCUGCAGUGGGAUCAUUAUCCCAGUUCUCGUCCGACCCAUGCCCGACUCACUGGCAAGCUUUGAAGCGUGUGCUGAGAUACCUGCAAGCAACGCCCAAUCAUGGUCUUGAGUUUACACGUGAAGAAGGAAGCCGUAUCUGCGGGUACACCGACGCAGACUGGGCCGGCGACAUUGAGUCAAGACGAAGUACAAGCGGCUAUGUGUUCAUGAUGAACGGAGGAUGCAUCAGCUGGAAAAGCCAGAAACAACGGACGGUCGCGCUAUCUUCAACAGAAGCAGAAUACAUGGCGCUUUCCGAAGCAACCAAAGAAGCAGUAUGGCUCAAGGUGCUUUUGGGGGAACUUGGUGAGAUGACAAGCGACGAAGCGAUCAAGAUGUAUGAAGACAACCAAGGAUCAAUCGCUCUUGCCAAGAACCCGGAGUUCCAUAAGAGAACAAAACACAUCGACAUACGCUACCAUUUUGUGCGUGAGAAGGUGGAAUCAGGUGAAGUCGUUUUGGAGUAUUGCCCGACUCAAGAUAUGCUGGCAGACAUGAUGACCAAGCCGAUCGCCGCUGUACAAUUUGAAAACAUUCGCGAUCGACUUGGGAUCCAAGGUGCCGCAGCUAACGAGUCGAGAGGGAGUGUUGAAAAGACAGCGGCUGUGAAGAAGACACCUCGUCAAGCUGCGUCAAGUGUUGAAGCAAGUGGAAGACCAAGCUUCGCUAUACCGGUGGGUACCGGUAUGUACCAGUAA